Gastrolobium bilobum is the source of this 870-nucleotide messenger RNA. Its product is annotated as zinc finger BED domain-containing protein DAYSLEEPER-like. Gene Ontology annotation, molecular function: DNA binding. Lineage: Eukaryota; Viridiplantae; Streptophyta; Magnoliopsida; Fabales; Fabaceae. The record is from RefSeq and is a predicted model, not a curated record. Bases 1 to 870 code for a protein of 289 amino acids. The transcript has a single exon.
AUGGACUCUACUCCAAGUGCAAGUGGUAAUGCUAUUGUUAGCGUACCAAGUGACCCCAAUCAACCUCAAGUAAGGAAUGAACAAGAAGAAGAAGUAACUGAUAGUGCUAUAGCUGCUACUGAUUCUGUAGUUGCAGCAGAUUCUGCAGCUGCACCAGAUUCUGCAGCUGCUGGUGAUAGUGAAAAUUCAGUCAUAGAAAAAAAAAGGCGAAAAACACCAACUGUUUGGAAUGAGUUUCAUGAAGUUACUCUCCCCAAUGGUCAACGAAAAGCAGUUUGCAAUUAUUGCAAAGCUAAAUUUGCUACGGGUGGGUGUGGAGCUAGCACUAGCCACUUGAGGAGGCAUUCAGAAAGUUGCUUGAGAAGGAAAAUAGACCAAUCACGACUAAAGCAGUCAACAAUAUCAUUUCAACCUACAAGUUCUGCCUUGAACCCUUUCCUUACGCCAGGAGGUAAGUAUUCUAAUCUAAAGAUGAGAGAAAUUAUUGCUACUGCUAUCAUGGUACAUAAGUAUCCUUUUAGCAUUGUAAAGGACACUGUUUGGAUGUGGGCUUUUAAGUUUGCAAAUCCUGAUUUUGAGAAAGUUUCACGUCAAACAAUAAAAAGUGAUUGCAUGGCAAUAUAUCAGGCAGAAAAGAAGUGUCUUAAGGCUGAAUUAAUGAAUGUGAAUAGGAGUAGUAUAACCACUGAUAUGUGGAGAUCUAAUCACCAAGUUGCUGAGUAUAUGGUCAUCACUGGCCAUUAUAUUGAUUCAGAAUGGAAAUUACAAAAAAGAGUGUUAAGUUUUAUCAAAGUGCCACCUCCAAGACGUGGGGUUGAUGUUGCUGAUGCAAUAUUCAAAUGUCUGGAAUCAUGGGUGUUGGACGUUUAG